Messenger RNA from Pseudoliparis swirei, 2691 nucleotides. RefSeq names its product monocarboxylate transporter 2-like. Gene Ontology annotation, molecular function: monocarboxylic acid transmembrane transporter activity. NCBI's taxonomy places the organism in Eukaryota, Metazoa, Chordata, Actinopteri, Perciformes, Liparidae. Gene Ontology annotation, biological process: transmembrane transport; monocarboxylic acid transport. Gene Ontology annotation, cellular component: membrane. Bases 50 to 1438 code for a protein of 462 amino acids. The record is from RefSeq and is a predicted model, not a curated record. The transcript is spliced from 4 exons.
CGUGUUUCUCCCAACAGGACAUCCCUCUGUGUCCCCUCUCGACAGCAUCAUGGCCCCCGCUGCAGACACCCAGCUGGGCUACAAGCCCCUGGACGGAGGCUGGGGCUGGAUGGUGGUGGUCGGCGCCCACAUUUCCAUCGGCUUCGCGUACUCCAUGCCCAAAGUCCUCUCCGUGUUCUUCAUCGACAUCCAGCAGCAGCUGGGGGCGAGCUCCAGCGAGGUGGCCUGGAUCUCCUCCAUCAUGCUGGCCGUCAUGUACGCAGGAGGACCGGUGAGCAGCAUGUUGGUGAAUCGCUUCGGGAGCCGGCCAGUCGUCAUACUGGGCGGACUGGUGUGUGGAGUCGCGAUGGUAUCCGCUUCCUUUGGGAACUCCAUCUUUUACCUCUACUUCUUCAUCGGGGUCAUAGGAGGCUGUGGACUCUCCUUGAACCUCAACGCAUCGCUCACCAUCAUCAGCAAGUAUUUCCUGAACAAGCGCCCACUAGCUAACGGACUCGCCAUGGCCGGGAGCCCGGUGUUCCUGUGCGUGCUGGCCCCCGCCAACCAAUAUUUACUGGACAGGUUCGGCUGGAGGGGAAGCCUCGUCAUCCUUGGGGGUCUGAUGCUCAACUGUUGCGUCGCGGGCGCCUUGAUGAGGCCCGUGGUUCUGCCCCGCGGGCCAGAGAAAGGGGAGGAGCUUCCAAAUCUGUGCACGAAACCCAAGACGAGCUGCACGAACAACGCCAAGAAGUUCCUGGAUUUGACCUUCUUCAAGGACCGAGGCUUCGUCAUCUACCUCAUCGGGAACGUUAUUUUCAUCUUCGGCGCCUACGCGCCCAUCAUGUUCCUGUCGGCCUACGCCAUCAAGCAAGGCGUGGACCAGUACUCCGCGGCCUACCUGCUCUCCAUCAUGAGCUUCGCCGACAUGUUCGUCCGGCCCGGCACCGGCCUCCUAGCCGGCAGCAAGUGGAUCCGGCCCAGGAUCCAGUACUUCUUCGGCUUCGCCAUGGUUUUCAACGGAACGUGCCACUUGCUGUGCCCGCUGGUCAAGAGCUACGCCUACCUGGUGGCAUACGCCGUGUUCCUAGGCGUGGGCUUCGGCAUGGUUUUCGCCCUGAUAUUCGAAUGUCUGAUGGACCUGAUGGGAAACGAACGCUUCCCCAGCGCCGUGGGUCUGGUCACCAUCAUCGAGUGCUUCCCCAUACUGGUGGGGCCACCGACUGCAGGCUUCCUGGUGGACCUCUACGGCGACUACAAGUACCUGUACUUCAUGUGCGGCGGCGUGCUCGUGACCGCGGGGCUCUUCAUCCUCGUCAUGAACGUCUACAACUACCGAAUGCUGGAGAAGGAGAAGGAGCGGGAGACGGAGAAGUCGACGGCGGUCCGGGAGCAGAGCCCAACCCAACCGGCCGCGGAGGACCAGGAAAAGGUGAGCGCCCCCGAGGCCUCGAAAGAAUAACGGAGAGACCCGCGGCCUGGAGAAAGAACAUUUAACGGCGUGGAGCGCCCUUUCUUUAAAGGAGCGCCCACUCAAAGCUGAAACUAGGGGAAAAGAUGUCAACCGUAUGGAAGAUAUGACUCCGACGAGGCGCUCCUGUUGCGUUUCAUGCAUUCAUUCGAGGGGGCUGUUAUUGCGCAACUAUUCUUAGUCACAUGCUCGUUCUGUGACAGGAUGUUUUGCAGUUAUGGUGCACGUCUCUCUCUCUCUCUCUCUCUCUCUCUCUCUCACGUGAUCAUGAACAAACACUUUGUUCUCACAUUUCUGAUCUGUAAUCGCAUCUAAUUCAUCCCGGUUUUUUUAAUAUGCACAUAGCCUCAGGAGACUGUCGCGAGAUGUUUUUGUUUCUGGCAAUUUGGUUUUGCACAUGAAAUACUGGAAAGACACGGACGUAUUUAAAGUGCGACUGUACGCUUUUACUGGUGCACCACUUGUGACAAAGCGUUGCGUGCCAUAAAACUUCAAUUGUAGAGACACCGGGUGACUUUUUACAUCAUGUGGUUAGACGACACGGUUAAAUCCUUCGGUAUAUUUUACGGAAACCACCAGCAUCAAAGUAUUAUUCAUUCAGAUUUACCGUCAUGGUGAAUGGGGGUAGACCCAAUGUCAUUUAUUUGUAUUUAUCUGUGUGUGUGUUGAAACGAGAGGUAACUCCCUUUUGUACGCCAAACCAAGACCGCUUUGUAGCUCCUCCCCUUCCCGCCCCGUGUUGUUUUCUUUAAAUUGCCGGCUACAGAAUUAAAGCGUCCCCUUUCUACGUGGAGCUUUACCCCCUUUUUCGUUUCCAAUAAGCAGAGAUGGGCUCGUCAGGUGGAUUCUAAGAUGAUGAAGUGUUUUAAAACUAGAUUAAGUGAAUGAUUCCAUUUGAAAUACUAUUUGAAAUGGUUUAAAUAAACAACUUGAUCAUCUUUCCCGUCUUUGCAAAAGGAAUCAAAGGCCGGUUGAGGCUCGGGCUAAUAAUUGCAGUUUUAUGGUCUUUAUUUAAUUUUAACAUUUAUACUUUAAUCUCGUUUAAAAAAAACAAAUAUUAUUCGAUGAGUUAAUAGAGUGGGAGGCGAAGAGAAAAUGUAUGAUGGCAGCUUUUUGGAUCCUGUUUACCAGAUAAUUAAUUGGUUUGUUUUAAGAGCCGUAUUUUUCAUUUUCUUACACCUUGUACGCACGUGUGGCAAACCAUGAACACUGUUGUUAACUUAAAUAAAAUCAUUUUCUACUAA